Messenger RNA from Pocillopora damicornis (cauliflower coral), 1486 nucleotides. Its product is annotated as very-long-chain enoyl-CoA reductase. The record is from RefSeq and is a predicted model, not a curated record. Gene Ontology annotation, molecular function: oxidoreductase activity, acting on the CH-CH group of donors; protein binding. Gene Ontology annotation, biological process: very long-chain fatty acid biosynthetic process. NCBI's taxonomy places the organism in Eukaryota, Metazoa, Cnidaria, Anthozoa, Scleractinia, Pocilloporidae.
UGACUAAUAACCACCAUUGAACGGGCAUCAUCUCGAUUGAAAGCUGUAACUGUAAGAGCUGCAAUUUUCCAAGGAAAUAAGCAAAAGUUUGCUGAUCCAACCAUAAUGGAGGUUGAAAUUCUGGAUAUCAGAAGCCGAAGGGUCUUACACACCCUGAGUGAAUUGACUCCUUCGUCAACAAUUGCUGAUAUCAAGAAUGCAUAUCACAAGAAAUUUCCCAAGUUUUAUCCUGAGAGGCAAUCAUUCCGCCUUGAGCCAAAGGGAAAGUCAUUAAAGGAUGAAGAAACUUUGGGCUCCUUGGAGAUUAACAAUGGAGGCAAAUUGUACUUCAAAGAUCUAGGUCCACAAAUUAGUUGGACAACGGUAUUUUUAGUGGAAUAUGCUGGUCCACUAAUUGUCUACAUGCUUCUCUAUCUGCGACCUGCUAUUGUUUAUGGAGCUGGUGCAGCUAACAAGCCCUAUGCCCCUGUUGUACAUAUAGCAGCUGCUUGUUGGUCAGGACAUUAUGCAAAACGUUUGUUAGAGACACUUUUUAUUCACCGGUUUUCCAAAGCAACCAUGCCAUUGUUCAACAUUUUUAAGAACUCUGGUUACUAUUGGGGAUAUGGUGCCUUGGUUGGUUAUUUUGUGAAUCAUCCAUUGUAUACAUCACCAAUGUUUGGGGAUGCCCAGAUUUAUACUGGACUAGCUAUGUUCCUGUUCAAUGAGUAUGGAAAUUUUGUCAUCCAUUGUGCAUUGAGGGAUUUGAGGCCUGCAGGCACUAGAGAGAGGAAAAUUCCCUUCCCAACCUCCAACCCCUUCACCAAGCUGUUCAGAUUCGUCUCCUGUCCAAACUAUACUUACGAGGUUGGUGCUUGGACGUCAUUUGCUGUGAUGACUCAGACCUUGUCAGUUGUCCUUUUCCUCUUGGCCGGAUUCUAUCAGAUGUCCGUCUGGGCUAUUGGCAAACAUCGAAACUAUCGAAAAGAAUUUAAAGAUUAUCCUAAAGGACGAAAGGCAAUUUUACCUUUUCUGCUAUAAACAUCUGGAGGGAACUGUUCCCUCGAAAGAGAUGAACAACCGUCAUGUUGGGAUUUAUUUAGUGAGAAACCAAAGAUAGAAGAUUUCAUUCCUGAUAGUUACCACAAACUUAAGGAAAUUUUCCUUAUUACAUCAUUACCUUUUAAAGAAGGAAUAAGAGAGAAGAGAAAAUUUCUAACUUGGGGAUAUUAUGUGAUUUAACUAUAAGUUCUCAGAACUGAAAUUUUAAGAAACAGUAAGGGAGAGUUACUAUUUAGUUCUAGGGGUGAAAAGGUUAUGUGUAAUUCGAUGUAAUGCGUCAAGACUUUGCCGAUGAGAACUUGCAAACUUUGCAAUUUUAUUUGUUCGUGUGUGUUAUAUCUCUCUGAAUAAGUAAGUGCUAUAAUUUUUUUCCCCUUAAACUACUGAUUUUUCGGUGAAAUUUUGGUGAUACCCGAGUGAUGAAUAUUAAAUUAUGUGACAAAUG